CCAUGGACGAAGCCCUCGCCGGCGACCACGCGCUUAAGAAGGCGUUCCGUACGGAAGUGCACAACUCGAUCAAGGGCCGCGAGUUCUACAUUGCCUCGCCUAAGAAUUACCGGGGGGUCGACGGGAUCUACGAAUACGGCCCGAUCGGCAGAGCCAUCGAGUCGAAAGUCUUGGGGUUCUGGCAUGAGCAUUUUGCUCUAGAGGAGGGCAUGUCGGUGGUUUCCCGCCCUUAUAGCCCUCCGAAGAUUCUCCUUAAAGGGUCGGAGCAUCUGGACAAAUGUACUGUUCCUGUGAUGAUGGAUGAUGAAACUAGGAAUUGCUAUCGAGCUGACCAUGUGCUCAAUGGUGUUUUCAAAUGAGAUGAUCCACCAAAAGAAUUCGAUCAUUUGUCCAGAGAAGGCUAAGGAAGUCCAGCGAGUACUCGAGA
This is a messenger RNA of Syzygium oleosum, 427 nucleotides long. Its product is annotated as glycine--tRNA ligase, mitochondrial 1-like. Gene Ontology annotation, molecular function: glycine-tRNA ligase activity. Gene Ontology annotation, cellular component: cytoplasm; mitochondrion. Gene Ontology annotation, biological process: mitochondrial glycyl-tRNA aminoacylation. The transcript is spliced from 2 exons. The record is from RefSeq and is a predicted model, not a curated record. Bases 3 to 359 code for a protein of 118 amino acids. NCBI's taxonomy places the organism in Eukaryota, Viridiplantae, Streptophyta, Magnoliopsida, Myrtales, Myrtaceae.